Chlamydomonas reinhardtii is the source of this 4162-nucleotide messenger RNA. RefSeq lists its product as uncharacterized. The coding region runs from base 150 to 2783 and encodes 877 amino acids. Gene Ontology annotation, biological process: transmembrane transport; monoatomic cation transport. Gene Ontology annotation, cellular component: membrane. The record is from RefSeq and is a predicted model, not a curated record. NCBI's taxonomy places the organism in Eukaryota, Viridiplantae, Chlorophyta, Chlorophyceae, Chlamydomonadales, Chlamydomonadaceae. The transcript has 15 exons. Gene Ontology annotation, molecular function: monoatomic cation transmembrane transporter activity.
UGACUGAUCAUGACGCGACCAUACCAGUUUCUCCACGAAGCCCUGCGCAACGACCAACUUUGACCCAGACGCGCAAUUUCAACACACCCUGGCGCGAUGCUGCACGCACCAUCAUGAUAACAAUAAAUAAAUUGUCACGGCUUCGGUUUAUGCACGGCGCGCUGCUAUUAUUAGGGGCGGUUCUUGUUUCCCUGCCCACGAGCUCUGACGCAGCCUAUCUGUACUCUAAACGGCUUAAGGAGGUGCAAGGAUGCCGGCCGAAUUCGGUGCCGGUGGAACAACGCUGCGACUACGUGCGACUCCACAAAUCGUGCCAAGCCGACGGCUGGCUUCCAUAUCUUGAAAUCCAUUAUUGCUACCUGGACCAGCUGGAAUGGGCCUCGACCACGCUCUUUUUGCUAUGGAUUGGAGUGCUCUUCCUCACCAUGCUCAUCGUGGCGGAGCGCUUCUUCUGCCCCAGCCUGGAGCUGAUCUCCGAGUACCUGCGCCUGCCGCCCUGUGUGGCGGGCGCAACGCUGCUCAGCUUCGGCAACGGCGCACCCGACGUGUUCACGCAGCUCGCAGCCAUAAGUCAGGGCGACAGUGACGUCGCCAGCCCCGCCGCCAUCGGCAUGGCACUCAGCGAGCCGCUGGGAAGCGGGCUGUUUGUGGGGAACGUGGUGUUCGCGCUCGUCAUCUUUUGCUCCGGGGCAGAGCAGAUCCUGGUCCAGCGCGGCUAUUUCAUUAAGGACUGCCUGUUCUACCUGGGGGGAGUGGCCACCGUGCUGUGCUACCUCCUGUACGGCACGAUGUCGCUGUGGCAGGUGGGGCUGCUGGCGGCCUACUACCUUGUGUUCCUGGCCGCCACCAUCACUAUGGCGCGACACGACGAGCCGGUGCACGCCGACCCACGCCUCCACGAGCUGCCGCACCGCCUGCGGCCGCUGGACAGCUUCCUGCGGGAGAGCUUCCGGCCAGACAGCUUCCGGCGUCUGUUUGGGGACUUUAGCUUCCGCGGCUCAGACGCGGGAGGAGGUGGUGCGGGCAGCGGCGGGGGGCCGGAGGGCUCCAGCCCACGCGGCGACUCCGAGGCACCGCUGUCAUCCCGCCAGCGCAGCGGCCUUGACAUCAUCCACGAGAGCGCCCAGCCCGGCGAGGAGGGCGAGGACGGCGAGCGUGCGCCGCUGCUACAGCCGCUGCUACAGCCGCUGCCGCCGCCCACCGAGGAGGAGCAGGCGCUGCUCUUCCGGGGGUUCGUGGCGCCGCCGCCGGUGCUACAGCCGACGCCGGUGCUACAGCAAACUCUGGCGCAGGCCGACGCCGCUGCCCCGGCGCCAGCGCCGUUGACGCCGGCGCCGGCGCUGCCCGCGCUGCCGGCAAACGGCCAUGCGGCAUCGAACAACGUCCAGCCGACAAACGACGUCCAGCCGACUAACGGGCUGAAGGGCGGCGCACCGACUGCCGCCCUGUCGCCUGUGAAGACCGGCGUCGGCAGUAGCAGCUACAGCACUGGUGCCGCCAGCAAGGCCAUGGCGGCCGUCAGCGCGACGGCAGUAGCAGCGCCCUCGCCGCCAGCACGGAGGCCGCCGCCGCCGGCUGGCGCGGCUGUAGCGCAUGCAGCUGCAGCGGCUGUAGCACCCCUAGGGAACGGCGGCGGCCCCUUCAGUCCCUCACCCGCCGCCGCGCCGCCGCCGACUUUCCAACAAAUGUACGGCGGCGGGAGGCGGAAGUCGGGUGACGGCGAGGGCAGCGGCCGCGGCGGCGUCGCCUUUUUUGGCAACGCCGUCGGCGACGGAAGCCCAGUCACCACGGAGGGGAGCUGUAGCCUGUGUGCGUGGAGUGGGCCCGGCGGCGGCGGCGGCCACGGCCACGGCGGCGGCGGCGGCCAUGGCGGCGGCUUGAGCGGCGGCGGCGGCAUGAGCCGUACGGGCUCCAUGCGGCGCGACCACAGCGGCCGGCCGCCGGGGCGGCUGGAGCAGCUGUGGCGGCGGCUGGAGCGGCCGGCACUGGCGUUCCUGUCCGUGUUCAUGCCGCGGCUCGCCAUUGACACGCACGCGCGCUACCGCAAGACGUACGCCGUGCUACUGCCGCCGCUGCUGCCCACCCUGGUGGCGCUGGUGCAAAGCAUCGACAUCGGCAGUAGCAGCGGCAGUAGCAGCAGCAGUAGCGGCAGCGGCAGUAGCAGCGGCCUGCCGCUGGGCGGCUUCUGGCUGCAGCGCUGGUGGCAGAUCAGCACGGCGGUGGGCGCGGCGGUGGGGCUGCUGGCGCUGUGGCGCUACCCGCGGAAGGGCCACCUGCACGGUUACGCCGCAGGCCUGGCCACGGCCAUCGUGUUUGCGGAGGCCAUAGCGCUGCUGGACGGCGCCGCAGGCGAGCUGGUGAGCGCAGCUGUGGCGCUGGGUCAGAUCCACGGCAUCUCGCCCUCGCUGCUGGGCGCCACGCUGCUGGCCUGGGGCAACAGCGUGUCAGACCUGGUGUCCAACACCAGCCUGUCGCGGGACGGCCUGCCCUCCAUGGCCAUCACCGCCUGCUUCGCCAGCCCGCUGUUCACACUGCUGGCAGGCCUGGUGGCCUCACUGACGUACGCCACGCGACACCACGAGAUGCAGCUGCCCGACGACCUGGCGCUGAGGGUGCUGUACGGCUGCAGCGCCACCAUCCUGGCCAUGUGGGCCCUGGCGGUGCCGCUGCUGUUCCGCUGGCGCCUCACACGCGCCACCGCCGGCCUGGCCCUGGGCGUGUACGCGGCCUUCCAGCUGGUAUACGUCUACGCCGUGUUGCGCGAGCCGCCGCGGGGCGUGUAAAACACACACACGCAUGCGGUCGCAUGCACACACGCGCCGCGUGUGCACGCGCGCGGCACGCGUGUGUAGCGGCCUGAAGGGGUGCGCGUGUGUGCGCCGUACGGUUGUGGUUGGUAGGGUGUUUGGACGUGUUGCUGGUUGAAGCUUUCAUUCUAGCGCUACGCGGGGUGUUGUGGGAAGCAUUGUGGACGUAUUGGAUUGCACACUGGGGUUCAUGCUAUUGGACUGCUCAUGGAGUUAUGAACAGACAAGGUCAGGGCAUUGUGAUGUCCAUUGCGGUCAUGCCUGCCGCCUACGUGCGAGCGCACUGCGGCUCAGCGCGGCCCCGGGAACACAUUCAUUCUGCGGUGCGCGGCAGGCCUCUCGGGUCGCAAGCUGCAGCUUUUGAUGUGGGCGGCAUUGGCAUUGGCAUACUGAGCAUCCCCCGCAACAACUUGGUGGGAAGUGGAUCGCCCGAGGUUGGCCUGUGUACAUGGCGGCACGCCGUUUGCCGUAGAUUGCGGGAACCGGUAAGCGGUCAUACGAUUGCGGGUGACGGUCAGCGGCCGUACGAUUUUGCUGGGGGUGGCUUUUGGUCUGACGCUGGUACGAAGCACUGCCUGGGGGUGGAGGUACCAUAUGUCUGCAAGUGGAAGCAGCGGCCGUGCGACCGUGCGUGGACAGCUGCACCUCGCGUGUACGAUGGGACAGGGUAAGGGACUGGUUGGCGUAGUUCUGUGGUGUGCAGCGUAUUCCCAGGCCCCGACAUUCAGUUUGCAACACGUCAAGGCAAGGUUGCGCGGCUGGUAUCCGGGCGUGUGGUCACUGUGUCAUUGAAAUGCUUGAAUGCGAACGAGUAUGCGAAUGCGAGUGCAGACGGCAGCGCUGCCGUCAACCGCUAGCGGAGGUUGUUGUCGCUUGCAAGCAGUGAAGGCGGUCAGCAGAGCGCAUGAGAGCAGACAUGGUGUGCCACGCCGUGCCACGCUACGGUAUAUAACGGACCGCCGACCACGGCCUGCUCCCGCAGGACACAGCCAGUAGGAGCGGGGGCGGGUGUUGCCAGCUCGUAGACGCGUCUCGCUGUGAGGUGCCGGGAGGGAAGUUUGCGCGCUGCCGAAAACUGCUGGCGCAGGAAGACGGGGAGGCGCCUGGAGGCGUGGGACACACCAGUUGGCGGGGUUGGGACAACCCAGGGACAUCCGCCCGCCACGGUUUCCUGGGGAAUUGCUGAACUGCAGCAACGAGUUCCUGCAAUGCAUAUGCAGGUGGCAUCAAGCGCGCAGUGCGGUACAGGUCUGUGAUAUGGGAACGGAUGGCUAGGAAACACGCGCCCCGGGAACGGGAUCGCGCGCCCAUGCCUUCUUUAGGAGCAUGCCUCCGUGUUGUAAACCGUUGUCUGU